AUGGUCGUGUCGUUUUACCGUCUCAUCGAAUUGUCACAUCGUCAGAAGACUUCAAAUCAAGUACCUGAAGAGACGUUUACCCAUCCAAUGUCAUCGGAUCGGCACAUGUCAACCUCACCUUCUAUAAUACAAGAUUACGGUGAGCUACCUGAUAUACCUGACAAUUUAUUAAAUACUUCUGUACCGACAUCCAUAUCUAUGUUAAUAUCCGAUGCCACAUCGAUUAACUUUCCCAGUGAAGAUAUCGAAAACUUGCCACCGGCAACGGCAUCUCUGUCACAAACUAGAGUUGUAAGGCUAGAUGACCAACCAUCAGGGGAAGGAACUUCAUCUUCUUGGAGUACACAAGGGACAAUGAAAAACAUAGAAUUCACCAGAACCCAGGAAUUACUAGUUCCAGCUCCAUUUGAUUCAUUUGAGGCAUUCCGAUUACUAUUAGACGAUAAUAUUCUAGAUUUGAUAGUGCGUGAAACUAACGCUAAUGCCAUUCGAGUACUGAAGGCCCCUGGUGUCAAACAACACUCACGAAUAAUAUCCUGGAAAGACAUAACACGAACUGAAUUGUUAACAUUUCUUGGGUAA
Messenger RNA from Parnassius apollo (apollo), 582 nucleotides. The record is from the annotation of a GenBank genome assembly. NCBI's taxonomy places the organism in Eukaryota, Metazoa, Arthropoda, Insecta, Lepidoptera, Papilionidae.